Amyelois transitella is the source of this 3833-nucleotide messenger RNA. RefSeq names its product ribonuclease Z, mitochondrial (gene RNaseZ). Gene Ontology annotation, cellular component: mitochondrion. The coding region runs from base 232 to 2922 and encodes 896 amino acids. Gene Ontology annotation, molecular function: 3'-tRNA processing endoribonuclease activity. The record is from RefSeq and is a predicted model, not a curated record. Gene Ontology annotation, biological process: mitochondrial tRNA 3'-end processing. Lineage: Eukaryota; Metazoa; Arthropoda; Insecta; Lepidoptera; Pyralidae. The transcript has 16 exons.
CUUCUUGACUGUGACAGCAAGAAAGUGAAAAAAGCUAUGAGUACACGGAAAAAAGAGAACUGAAAAGAAAACUCAAAUCUUGCUGUUGUUCUAAAUCUGAAAAUGUGUCUUGUGUCACAAUAACCUAAGUAAAUAAUUAUGAUUUGUGACAAAAACUUCCUAUUUCCAUGAAAAAAAUACACUCCUAAUGCUCGUAAACAUUUAUUUGAACCGAAAAUAACCUCAAAUCACAUGUACGGUAAAAGUGUAUUAUUUAGUUCUCGAGUAGUUAGUUUGAAUAAUAACCGCUUCAAAAGUGGUAGCACUAAGAAGCUGUUGGAUGUUUUAGCCGCGAUGCCUAAGGCGAAUUCUGGACGGAUAUUAGAUGCUCAACGACAACGGCAGAACAUAUCAAAGAAGUCAGAAAAAUAUGCGCCGAGUACUGUGUACUUACAAGUACUUGGUUCAGGAGCUAGAGGGGCACCCAACACACUAUAUGUCUUCACAGAUCAGAAACGAUACCUAUUUAACUGUGGAGAGAGUACACAGCGGUUAGCUCAUGAACAUAAAGUGAAACUAUCCCGUUUGGAGCACAUAUUCAUAACAGCCAAGACAUGGACAAACAUCGGAGGCCUGCCCGGGCUGUCGCUGACCCUGCAGGACGUUGGAGUGCCCAAGCUGACGUUGCAUGGACCUGAGGGCCUUGAUGAACUAUAUCAGGCCACGAAACGGUUUGUUAUCAUGAAGGACAUGGACGUCACAAUGGCUGAAUGCAAACCCACUGCAGACUUUGAGGAUAAUGUCAUGAGUGUUAAAUAUGUCAUACUCAGCAAUGAGGAACUUCGUCAUGACCAAAAAUCAGCAGCGAAGAAACCGAGAUUAGAAGAAAAAUUACACAAAGAGACUAAAGAGAUUGAGAAAUUUAUGCAGGAUGACACAGAUUAUUACAAGCAUGAGCAUAAAAAAAACAGGAAAACUAGAGAGCGGUCCAUGUCGCGUACGCGGUGUGAAAAAGAUGUUAAAGCAAAGAAUGAAAAGCAUGAAGUUAAGGGGAAAUGCACUAUCGCCUAUAUUUGCACUUUGAAGAAGCGCCUUGGUACUUUAGACUUGGCGAAGUGCGUCGAGCUAGGGGUGCCCCCCGGCCCGAUGCUGGGGCAGCUGAAGGCUGGCUUCGACGUGGUGCUGGCCAAUGGAGAGUUGGUGCUUUCCAAAGACGUGAAGACCCCAGACGACCCAGGACCAGUAUUUAUUGUGUUGGAGGUGCCCGAGCUGUCGUACCUGAAGGAGACCGAGUUCUCGGCGCACUUCGCCGACUCCAACCCCCCGGAGCGGGUGCCGGCGCUCGUGGUGCACUACACGCCGCCGCACGUGUUCCGGGACCCCAAGUAUCGAAAAUUCAUUUCCAUGUUCGGACGGAACACGAAACACUUGGUGCUCAACUCCCAAAACUCCUGCCUGGGCUCGGAGGCGGUUCAUAGGACCCAGCACAAACUCCACCUUCUAGACCAAGACAUCUUCCCUUUACUGAAAGAUCUAAGCAUCCCAGCCGUGUGGAGCGCUUCGCCUUUACAGACCGAGAGUCCGGCGAAGAUUAAGGCGCUGGAGGAACUUAAGAAUAAGAUUGCGCUCGCGCAGUUCCAGAACAUUAUCAGCAUGGAGGGGUGCUGCAAGGGCGAUUCUGACGCUAAACCCGAGGAGGAAGACAAGGCUCAUGAUAUAUAUGAAGGGAAAACCCUGACUGUAUUCCAUUUGAGGCCUAAGAAAGAGAUUGACAGAUCUGCAGAACCCAAGCUCAACAUUCAAGAGUACAUACGCGAGACCAUGGACAUCUCUGGUUUCGCCGCCAGCCUCGAAACCCUGAGGAAGCAGUUGGACAGCAUCAGAUACCUCCAGAGCGACGUCUCCGAGUACCCCAAGGUCAUCUUCCUUGGCACCGGGUCCUGUAUACCCAGCAAGACUAGGAAUACAAGCGGGAUGAUCUUGCAAGUUGACGACAACAAAUCCAUGCUUCUCGACUGCGGCGAAGGCACUUUAGGGCAAAUCGUCCGGUUCUUCGGGCCGAAGCGAGUCAACUGGUUCUUGAGGUCAUUGCGCGCCAUCUACAUAUCACAUUUACACGCGGACCAUCAUAUUGGUCUAAUAGGCGUACUCCAAGCUCGUCGCCAGGCGUUCAAAGACCAUCCGUCACAAGAGUGUCACGCUCCGUACGAGCCACUUUAUCUGUUAGCCCCUGGCCAGAUUAUGUCUUGGCUGAACAUGUACGACCUGCAGUUUGAGAAGAUUCGACAGGACUUCACACUCAUACCUAAUCAAAGUUUGUUGCACACUGAGAAAAAUCAAGUAGAACUGUCGCACACUGAGCAAAAUCAAGUAGAACUGUCGUCAGCAGCUUUAGCGUGCAUCGGAGUGUAUCAAAUCAGAACGUGCUUAGUGUCGCAUUGUCCCAACGCGUUUGGCGUCGCCAUAGAUGUGGACCAACAGAACAAGAUAACUUAUUCUGGUGACACUAUACCUUGUGAGGAGUUGGUUAAGAUAGGUGACAAAUCAACGCUGCUCAUCCACGAAGCGACGAUGGAAGACGAGUUGGCGGACGAGGCUCGCAUCAAGAUGCAUUCCACCACAUCCCAAGCUAUUGAGCAAGGGAAAAACAUGAAGGCCAGUUACACAGUACUGACGCACUUCAGCCAGCGGUACGCGAGACUGCCGAGACUUAACGCGAACAUAUUGAACGACAAUAAGAGUGUUGGCAUCGCUUUUGAUAACAUGCAGAUCACAAUGAGCGACCUGAAACUUCUGCCGCACAUGUACGCGCCUCUAUUACAAAUGUUCGCCGAGCACUGUGUAGAAAUGGAGGCUAAAGCGGCGCACCGUGCUCGGCAAAGGGAACGCCGGCCGUCUUCCCCCAUGGAAAGCAUGGGUACGACUGCGCAACACAGUAGUUAGCUGUAGAUUUGAAUUUAAAAUCGGAACGCGGGUUCGUUCCAAUUUUGUUUCCUUUUUGUUGAAGGCCAAUGACAUUUUAUGAGAAUGUAGAUAGGUAGUUUUGAAGUUAUAAUCAUUGAAACUGUAGCCACGACGCUGUUAUUUUUCAGUCCAAUAUCUACUUUAUAUUUGAACUUUGAUGGCUAUCAAAAGAGGUUCGAUUUUGACUGCUAGUACGAUUUUUUUCCAGCAUUAUGUUGUAAGUACAUUUAUUUUCAUUUUUUUAAUUAAAAUAUUAGAAUGAAUUGAAUGAAGGAAUACUUAUUUGUAUAUCAGGCUUAAAUAUUUUGUUUUUGACUUUUUGCCAAUAUUUUAGUUUUAUUAAACUACCCACUUAAUUUUUCUUAUUGUGCAUUAAGCAUAUAAUGUUGGUGUAUACAGUGUAGGUGUGGUAUGAAGUUGACUCAGAGGACUGAAGCUUUUAUUUAUAUAUGUUGUGUGCCUUUAAAAUGUUUCUUAUCAUGUAUGUCAUAGAUUCACAUGCUGUAAUUUGACAGAUAAAACAAAUUUCAAAGGUAUUGGUUGUUUGACUGUUUGAAUAGGUUGGUUGACAGCUGUUAGUCGUGGAAGUGAUCUUAAUUUUUAUAGACGCGUUCGUAUUCUAAGAUUUAUAUAAGUCUUUCAUUCAACGAACACAUUUUAAACAUAUCAAAACAUUUAAAAAAAGGGAAUGCCAGUGAUAAUUUAAUCGCGAUCACUUUUCAAACUUUGUUGUACCCUCUCGUUUUAAGUUUUUCAUCUGUCAAAAUUAAUAAAUUGUAGCAUUUACAAAGAAUUGUGAUUUGUUGAUUAGCUUGUAAAUAUAGUAUUUAUUCUCAUACUGUGCUUAGUACAUUGUUAGAGCUGUUAAAUAAUAAAUGUAUGCAAUGUUG